Drosophila simulans is the source of this 4193-nucleotide messenger RNA. RefSeq names its product pre-mRNA-splicing factor CWC22 homolog (gene ncm). Gene Ontology annotation, cellular component: catalytic step 2 spliceosome. Gene Ontology annotation, molecular function: protein binding; RNA binding. The transcript is spliced from 3 exons. Bases 133 to 4104 code for a protein of 1323 amino acids. NCBI's taxonomy places the organism in Eukaryota, Metazoa, Arthropoda, Insecta, Diptera, Drosophilidae. Gene Ontology annotation, biological process: mRNA splicing, via spliceosome. The record is from RefSeq and is a predicted model, not a curated record.
UUUAAACACAUGUGUAUAUCGAUACCGUCGCCACUGGUGUCCCAUCUCUAGUUCUAUCGCCGCGUUGUGUUUUUUGCUGCCCAGUAAUUUUCAUCGUUGUUUUCCCAGUAAAUUUCUCAAAUUAAGUGCGCGAUGGGGGAAAGCGAUGCAGAGAGCGAUUCGAGCAGCAAUUCCAGCAGCAGCGACACUUCCAGUGGCAGCGACAGCGACGCCAGGAGCGAGUCCUCGUCCUCCGAAAGCAGCGGGCGCGAGGAAGAGGAAGCAAAGCAGGAGGAAUCCGCCAAAGAUGCCAAGAAAAAUGACGAUAAGGAUAGGGAGGAGAAGCGGGACAAGGAGAGGGGAGCUGAGCAGGAUGAGGAGUCUACUGAGCAGAAGAAAACUCCUGCGGCUGAGCCCAGUUCGGAGCGCCAGCACAUUUCCCGUUCUGCUGGCGUGGAAAAGCAGCAAGAAGAAGCAGUGGCUGCUGCGGCGGAAAGCGAGAAAUUAAAUGAAGCGGAAAAAGUAGAAACACCUGUCCAGCGGAAAGAGGAAGCAGAAGCCUCAGGUGUGACGAAAGAACUGGACAGCCCGAAGACCCAAGAAGAAAACGUUGCACGGGAAUCAGAAGAGCGGAGGAAGGAUGAAGAGCAGCCGGUGACCACCAAUGGAAGUAGCAAGGAAUCGCCGGUGGAAGCAGCAGGUGGAACAGUGAAACCUCCCACUGCGGACCACAUCGAGGAGGGCGAGAUAACCGACAAAGACGAAGAUGACCUACCGACUAAAGAGAGUAAGAAAGCUGUCGCAUCUAAGAGUCCAUCCAAAGAAACCCAACGAAAACAAAGCCGCAGCCCGGAUGACAAACGACGACGGCCACGCUCAUCCAGCAGGAGUCCAUCACCCAGCAGCCGUCGCCGUCGUCGCUCGAGAAGCAAAGGCAGCAGGACCCGGAGUCGCAGUAAAAGUCCCAUCCGCCGCAGAUCCAAUUCUUUGGAGAGAAGACGCGUUGAGCGACAGAGACGUCAUGAGGAGCGUGAUAAACGCGAUGAGGAGCGAGCCAAGGAGCGAGAAAAGCGCCAUCAAAAGGGUGAACCAAUCAGCAGAAGGCGUAGAGAUGAUUCGAGGGAAAAGAAGAGAUCGUCAGAACGCAAAAGAGAUCGUUCCUCCUCCACUUCGGGAUCGAAGUCCUCAAAGACCCCUCGCAACACCGAAACCAUCAAUGCAGACAAUGAAACCGUAACCGAACCGGCAGCCAAAAUUACUGAGCGCCAACGAAAGACCGUGGAUGUGCUGACAUCUCGGACUGGAGGAGCCUAUAUUCCGCCGGCGAAGCUGCGCAUGAUGCAGUCACAGAUCACGGACAAAGCAUCCGCUGCCUAUCAGAGAAUCGCUUGGGAGGCUCUCAAAAAAUCGAUCCACGGUUACAUUAACAAAGUGAAUGUGACAAAUAUAGCUAUCAUCACCAGAGAGCUUCUAAGAGAGAAUAUCGUGAGGGGAAGGGGCUUACUAAGCAGGAGCAUCAUCCAAGCACAGGCUGCUUCGCCCACAUUCACCCAUGUAUACGCCGCUCUGGUGAGCAUUAUAAAUUCAAAGUUUCCGAACAUAGGAGAGCUCCUCCUCAAACGUCUGGUCAUCCAAUUUCGUAGGGCGUUCCGACGUAAUGAUAAGAUGGUUUGCAUGUCGGCCACUCGAUUCAUUGGCCAUUUGGUCAACCAGAGGGUGGCACAUGAGAUUCUGGCACUAGAAAUCCUUACCCUGCUGGUGGAAACGCCCACGGACGAUUCUGUAGAGGUAGCCAUCGCUUUUCUGAAAGAGUGUGGUAUGAAACUGACUGAGGUUUCGUCCAAAGGCAUUGGGGCAAUCUUCGAGAUGCUGAGAAACAUCCUACACGAGGGAAAGUUGGACAAGCGAGUGCAGUACAUGAUUGAGGUGCUGUUUCAGAUUCGAAAGGAUGGCUUCAAGGAUCAUCAGGCUGUUGUUUCGGAACUGGAGCUCGUUGAGGAGGACGAUCAAUUCACGCAUCUGAUGAUGCUAGAUGAAGCCACCGAAACGGAAGAUGUAUUAAAUGUUUUUAAAUUUGACGACAAUUAUGCUGAAAAUGAGGACAAAUACAAAGGCCUAAGUCGCGAGAUCCUGGGCAGCGACGAUGGCAGUAGUUCAGGCUCGGGCUCCGGAUCAGAUUCGGAUAGUGAUUCGGAUGGAGAAUCCGGAUCCGAUGCGGAAAAGAAAGCCGAGGCUGGCGAUAUCAUUGACAGCACUGAAACCAAUCUGAUUGCCCUGCGACGCACAAUUUACUUAACCAUCAACUCCAGUUUGGAUUAUGAGGAGUGUGCCCAUAAACUGAUGAAAAUGCAACUGAAACCCGGACAAGAAAUCGAGCUCUGUCACAUGUUUCUCGAUUGCUGUGCGGAACAGAGAACAUACGAGAAGUUCUACGGACUGCUGGCCCAGCGGUUCUGCAACAUCAACAAGAUCUACAUACCGCCCUUUGAGGAGAUUUUUAAGGACACCUAUCAAACCACCCACAGAUUGGACACGAAUCGUUUGCGAAACGUCAGCAAGUUCUUUGCCCAUCUCCUGUUUACCGACGCCAUUAGUUGGGAUGUGCUGGAGUGCAUCCAACUGAACGAGGAUGAUACCACGUCGUCAAGCCGCAUUUUCAUAAAAAUUCUGUUUCAGGAGCUAGCUGAGUAUAUGGGACUGGGCAAACUGAAUGCCAAACUGAAGGAUGAAGUUUUGGUAGAGAGCAUGGCUGGUUUGUUUCCCAAGGAUAAUCCACGGAAUACCCGCUUCUCCAUUAACUUUUUUACCUCGAUUGGUUUGGGUGGUCUCACCGACGAUUUGAGAAGAUUCCUAAAAACCGCCCCCAAAUCUGUGCCCGCAAUAAAUGCUGAAAUUCUGGCCAGUGCCGGGGGAAAUCCUUUCAGAGAUGGCUCUGCUCCCGCUGGAAACAACAAGGUGGUCCCAUCGUCGUCCUCCUCGUCAUCGUCAUCCUCGGACACCGACAGCGAAGACUCCAGUGAAGAGGACAGCAGUUCCGACUCUUCUAGUGAAUCUUCAAGCUCCGAUUCUAGCUCGGAACCCAAAAAGAAACGCAAACGCAAGGACAAGGAUAAAAAGAAAUCUAAGAAAGCCACUAAAGAGAAGUCGAAAAAGAGCAAGAACAAAAAGAAGAAGAACGCGGAAAAGGAAAGAGAAAAGGAGAGGAAGAGAUCAGAACAGGAACAAGAAAAAGAAAAAGAGAAGCAAAGAAAGAGCAAAAAGGAAAAGGCGAAGGAUAAAAAGCGGAAGAAGGAGGAAAAGAAGGCUGCCAAAAAGAAAUCAAAGCGCAGAAGAAAAAGUCAAGAGAGCUCGGAGUCCAGUGGCAGCGAAGACAGCGAUAAGUCCACCUCCGAAUCCUCCGACUCCUCGAAUUCUUCCAGCGAAGACAGCGACGCUGAGCCUCAGGCGAAGAUCAAGCGCCAGGAGCAUGUCCAAAAAAAUAAGUUCCGAGGAAAGUCCCAAGAUAGUGAUGAGUUUAAUCUGGAAGGUCCUGGAUCCAAAAAUCGCUUUCAGUCGAAUGGAAAUGGCCAGCGGCGCAGAGACAACUCGACUGGCAGAGAACGAAACCGAGAGAAUUCUUCGUACGAUAGAGAACGAAAGCGGGAGAAUUCUUCGUACGACAGAGAAAGAAACCGGGAGAGUUCAUACGAUAAGGAACGGAAGAACCGGAAUGCACUUGCCAACGAUAGACAACGAAAACGGGAUCGAUCACGAUCUUAUGAAAGACCACCAAUAAGAGAGAACUCCGCUCCUCGCGAAAGGCGGGUGGAGAGUAGUCGCAGUGAAAAAGACAGUCGCCGUGGUGAACGUUCCUCCAGAAACGAGAAAUCAGACCGCGGAGAGAGAUCAGACCGUGGAGAGAGAUCAGACCGCGGAGAGAGAUCAGACCGUGGAGAGAAAUCAGAUCGUGGAGAGAGAUCAGACCGCGGUGAUCGCGAUAAGGAGCGCAAUCGUGCCAAGGAGCGGGAACGGGAUAGGGAUCGUGAUCUGAAGGGACAACGGGAACGUAAAAGAGAGCGUGACGAUGGAUCCCGUGAUCGUUCGCGAAGGAAGCGCAGCUCACGCAGUUCCAAGGGACGCAGCUGAAUCUGGAGACUGGACAACGUGACGUGAAAAAACAAAGGCAGAUGAAUAUUUGUGUUAAAUAUUUUACUUUUACAUAUGUACAAAGCAAA